Ambispora gerdemannii is the source of this 180-nucleotide messenger RNA. Lineage: Eukaryota; Fungi; Glomeromycota; Glomeromycetes; Archaeosporales; Ambisporaceae. The record is from the annotation of a GenBank genome assembly.
AUGUCUAAAACGAGUUUACAGAGUCCUAUUCUCAAAGAAGAAUUCAGUGAACUUCGAAACAUUGAACGGAGUAACCUCGAGUUUUUCUCCUACGUUGAUCGCACCACACCUCUUAGCGGAAUAUUACUUACAGAACUAAAUAUCGCCACUUUUUGUCCAAUACCUGCUGUCGGAUUCUAG